AUGGACGGAUACAGUCAAAGGCUAAAAGGCUACAGCCCGAGGGCCGGCGGCUCGAAGCACAGGCCGACGGAGGGCUUCCGGAAGCUGAACUUCCUGCUGAACCAGCACCCUUCGCCGCCGGAGACCUUCGCGAAUCUGCUGCUGCUCUACUGCAAGUACGGCUACUACGACCUGGCCGCGGACAUCUUGGCGGAGAACGCCGACCUGACGUACAAGUGCAUGGACCCGCAGGACUACGACUUCCUCGACGCCCUCAUCCUCGCACAGUCGUCCCCCGAGGAGGCCUACCGCCGCUUCGACGAGCUGUCCGCCAAGCACAUCGAGGCGCUCCGGCGGGGCACCAAGAACAUCCAGGACGCGCGCAGGCAGCGGGACCAGGCCGCGGUGAAGAAGUACCUCAACGAGUUCGACGAGGCGCUGGCGAAGUACAUCCCCGUGCUCAUGGGCCAGGCGAAGAUCUAUUGGGACAUGGAGCACUACUCCAUGGUAGAGAAGAUAUUCCGCCAGUCUGCAGAAUUCUGCAGUGAGGAUGAGUCAUGGAAGCUCAACGUAGCGCACAUCUUUUUCAUGCAGGAAAAGUUCAAGGAAUGCAUCCGUUACUACGAGCCUUUCGUGCGCAAGCACCAGACGAACCUGUUGGGCGUGACCGCCAUCGUCCUCGCCAACCUCUGCGUCGCCUACGUGAUGACGUCCGCGAACGAAGAGGCAGAGGACCUCAUGCGCCUGGUGGAGAAGGAGGAGGAGAAGGUUGCCGACCCCGCCAAGCCCGUCUACCACCUGUGCAUCAUCAACCUUGUCAUUGGCACCCUGUACUGCGCCAAGGGCAAUUUCGAGUUCGGCAUCAGCCGCAUCAUCAAGUCCCUGGAGCCUUACGACCGCAAGAUCGGCGUUGACACCUGGUACUACGCCAAGCGUUGCUUCCUUGCGCUCGGCGAGACGCUGGGAAAGAACAUGCUGCUGCUGAAGGAUGAGGCCUUCGACGACAUCAUCAACUUCUUCGACGAAGCGACGACGGUCGGGAAGAACAUCCCCACCACGAUCUCCCCGAUCGACGGGCACGGCGAGCAGAAAAGGACCGUCGCGCAGGAGGCCCGGCUGCUGAAGCGUUUCUUCCUGAAG
Molecule: messenger RNA, 1119 nt
Organism: Prorocentrum cordatum
Lineage: Eukaryota; Dinophyceae; Prorocentrales; Prorocentraceae
Source: the annotation of a GenBank genome assembly